This is a messenger RNA of Dentiscutata erythropus, 422 nucleotides long. NCBI's taxonomy places the organism in Eukaryota, Fungi, Glomeromycota, Glomeromycetes, Diversisporales, Gigasporaceae. The record is from the annotation of a GenBank genome assembly.
UUGAACAAUGUCAAAGAGGAAUAGCAAUCACCUCUAAGGAUGUUAAAUUUUGUAUAACUAACUUACUCUCUAAUGAGUUUAAGUUAUCAUACUCUAAUGCUCUUAAUACCUUUAAAGUAUCAGACCCAUGGCUUAAUCUUUUUAUGAAUCAGUUUAACCUUUCCCUUCGCAGACGCACAAAAACCUCCCAAAAACUUUCUAAAGACUUACAUGAAAAAGUUACCGAGUUUCAUAGUUUUAUUAAUGAAUUAAAAAUAAAUAAUAAUUUUGAACUUAACUGUAUUGCUAACAUGGAUGAAACUCCUGUUUACUUUGAUAUGGUUGGUGCUUAUACAAUUAAUGAUCGUAGCACACGAAAAGUACCUAUAUGUACAACAGAGAAUGAUAAAAACCGAUUUACCUGUGUUUUAGGAGUUUUAGAA